AACUGCUUCGACGAUAAAGCACAAAAGGACGUCGAACCGCACAUCGAAAUGAAACUUUAUAAAGAAGGCAAACUCAUUGAUCCUACCUAUCACUUACAAAAUUGUAUGUGUACUGGGCAGAUUUGUGAGUCUAACUCUAAAAACAAGCUGUUGGGAGAGCCAUUCAAGUCUGAUAAGAGAUACAAUGGAGUCCGCGGAUGGGAUAUCGAGUGCAGAAUGAUCGAAGAUGAAGAAGGUGGAGAGAAGCGAGCACCCUUGAUCUACUCUCCAAUAGCUGGAGAGCUUGUUGGAAGGUACAUAUUCUUCGCAACGAAUAUGUGCCGCUCAAUCUUUCGAUUUUUAGAACUCGCUUAG
Messenger RNA from Cylicostephanus goldi, 354 nucleotides. Lineage: Eukaryota; Metazoa; Nematoda; Chromadorea; Rhabditida; Strongylidae. The record is from the annotation of a GenBank genome assembly.